AUGGAAAUAGAAUUUGCAGAUGUUAUCAUUUUCCUUUACAGCUUUAAAAAGGAAGAGUUAGAAUUUGCUCCCUCUCUCUCAAACCGGCCGCCGCUCUCAGUUCCUCUCUCACCCGCCAGCCGCCGCUCUCAGUUCCUCUCUCACCCGCCAGCCGCCGCUCUCAAUCCCUCUCUCACUGCUCUCGAUCUCUCUCACUCACCUCGCCGUAACGCCGUUCACUCACCUCGCUGUAACGCCGUAACGCCGUUCAAUCUUUCGCUCUCAGUUUCAGAAUCUAUCAUUAAAAAAAGUGACCAUCAAUUGCGAAGUAAGGAGGAAGAUAUUGCACUGAUAAAGAAGAUGAUUUUAGAGAAAGAAGAAGUCAAGACUGUGCAACAGAAUAUCGUGUAUAAGAUUGACCUUGAUCAAGCAUUGAGUUUUGGUAGAGGAGCUUUGAUAAAGUAUAAAAACUCUUUCAAGGAUAAUGCAAUUCAAGGUCUCACGCGCGUACGUAAUUGGUUGGGCCACUCUGCAGAAAAUGAUAAAAAUGAAGAUAAGCAGGAAGUCAUCAUUCAAGAAAAUCUAAAGCUUCCUCAAGAAGAAGGAACUUGCCAGUAGCCAUUGAUUAUAUGGAUUUUGCAUAUCCAUGAAUGUUGUUAGGAAUUCGUCACCAUGAACCUUUAUAAUUUACUAAUGUACCGUAAUUGUGAAAAUUAGUAUGUUGUUGCUUUCGGACUUGUGAAGUGAAUCAUAUCAUAUUAAUUCAAAUUCAGACCUUUAUUUCUACUA
Molecule: messenger RNA, 768 nt
Organism: Trifolium pratense (red clover)
Lineage: Eukaryota; Viridiplantae; Streptophyta; Magnoliopsida; Fabales; Fabaceae
Exons: 5
Coding region: 1-597 (198 amino acids)
Source: RefSeq, a predicted model, not a curated record